Ceutorhynchus assimilis (cabbage seed weevil) is the source of this 897-nucleotide messenger RNA. NCBI's taxonomy places the organism in Eukaryota, Metazoa, Arthropoda, Insecta, Coleoptera, Curculionidae. The record is from the annotation of a GenBank genome assembly.
AUGCCAUAUUUAUUUACCAUCGUAAAAGUAUGUAAUAAACAACGCACUUACACUGAGAAUACUAAUUCUAGAAGACAAAAAACACGACGUGUCUAUUGUUUGAUUGAUGCUAGUGGAGUUGAAGUUAAGGUGUGCAAAGAGUUCUUCCAAAAUACAUUAAAAGUAUCAGCUGGAAGGAUAGAUAGAAUUCUCAAAGUUAAAGGGCAAUUGUCUACCCCUCCCUGUGACCGCAGAGGAAAAGCUCCAGCUGCAAAUAAGACAUCAGCGGAUAAAAUUGCCGAGUUGAAGGUUUUUAUCGAAAAAUUUCCAGCAUACGAAAGCCACUAUGCUCUUCACAAAUCGAAAAAUCGCAAAUAUUUGGCUUCUGACUUAAACAUCACCAAACUCUACUCGCUCUACACCAACCAAGUCGAAAAUCCUGUGUCAAAUUUUGUGUUUCGAAAAGUUUUUAACGAGGAAUUUAAUCUAUCGUUCCAUCCACCUGUAUCAGAUUCUUGCAGAAAAUGUGAUGCAUAUGCGAUUAAAAUCAAAGCUGCGGAAACCGAAGCUGACAAGCGAUAUCUGGAACAGGACUUGGAAUUGCACCAAAGAAAGGCAAGCAGUGCACGUAAUGGUCUUCAAAAAGACACUGAAUUGGCUAAAAACAACCUUGAAGUAACAGUCAUUACAUUCGACCUGAUGAAAACAUUACCUACUCCUUUACUCUCAACAGGCGUUUGUUACUACAAUCGACAACUAUGGACGUAUUGUUUUGGUAUCCACAAUAUGGGAAACGACGAUGUUUACAUGUGUGUUUGGAACGAUUUUACUCCUCUGUUUAUAAGCUUCUACAAAACUGUCAAGGCUAUCACGAAUAGUACUCAAUACCUCUAUGGUUUGGUCAAACGAUAUUUUUAA